Egretta garzetta (little egret) is the source of this 3068-nucleotide messenger RNA. RefSeq names its product PWP1 homolog, endonuclein (gene PWP1). The record is from RefSeq and is a predicted model, not a curated record. Gene Ontology annotation, cellular component: nucleus. Gene Ontology annotation, biological process: rRNA processing. Bases 377 to 1741 code for a protein of 454 amino acids. NCBI's taxonomy places the organism in Eukaryota, Metazoa, Chordata, Aves, Pelecaniformes, Ardeidae. Gene Ontology annotation, molecular function: protein binding. The transcript is spliced from 14 exons.
GCGACUGCGUCAGGUGAGCCUGACGUCCCGGGAGGGUCCUCUGGCCGGAGAGUGAAACAUCGGACGGGGUCUGCCCGGCAUUCGUCGUGGAUACAACGUGGGUUGUGUUCCCAUUGCCGUUCUUCAGUUGUCAGCCGUGUGCCGUCAGACUGGCAGAGCGUUUCAGGUGAAGUCUGCAGGGACCCGCUCGGCGCCCCGUCCUCGCUGGAGCUGCCGUUCCCGCCUAGAGUGAGGAAAUAAGAAGUUGGGUUUGUAACCAUGGGUGCUUUGGAGAUGUGGCAAACUGAGAUGGAAGUCCCAAAUCGACUGAAAAAGUGGAUGCUGAGGGUGAGACGUUGCCAUCAAAGCGAGUCUGGAGGCCACAGCAGAGCUCAGAAUGACUCGGGAUGGUGCUGAUGGUAGCAAUGAAGGCCAGAUGACAGAUGGCAUGAAUGUAGCCAUUCCUGACAGAGCUACGUCUUCUCAUAAAAAUGAAGACCUGUCUGAUGAUGAACUGGAUGAGUAUGAUUUGGAAAAUUACGAUGAAGAGGAAUACGUAGGUGAGAUAAAACUUGGAGACACUUUGGCUACUCUGGCAGUGUAUGGGAGUAAUGAUCAGGAUCCUUACAUCACUCUAAAAACCACCGAUCAAUAUGAACAGGAGGACUUCUUGAUUAAGCCCACCGAUAAUCUUGUCCUUUGUGGCAAAGUUGAUAAAGACUGCUGUAGUUUGGAAGUCCAUGUUUAUAAUCAUGAAGAGAGCUCAUUUUAUGUACAUCAUGAUAUUAUCUUGCCUGCUUACCCUCUAAGUCUGGAGUGGUUGAAUUUUGAUCCUAGUCUUGAUGGAUCACUAGGAAAUUAUGUUGCAGUGGGUAGCAUGACCCCCGUUAUUGACAUCUGGGACCUUGAUAUAGUAGAAUCCUUAGAACCAGUCUUUUCUCUUGGAAGCAAGAAAGGGAAGAAGAAAAAGAAAGUAAAGAAAAGUUUAUCUUCAGAAGAGACAGUGAAAGGACAUACUGAUGCUGUGCUUGAUCUUUCAUGGAAUAAACAAAGCAGGAAUGUUUUAGCAAGUGCGUCUGCUGACAAUACUGUGGUUCUGUGGGAUAUGUCUGUGGGUAAGCCAGCAGCCAGUCUGAUGCUGCAUACAGACAAGGUCCAGACAGUGCAAUUUCAUCCGUUUGAAACUCAGACCCUUAUUUCUGGAUCUUAUGAUAAAUCAGCUGUGCUGUACGAUUGCAGGAACCCACAAGAUAACCAUCGAAUAUGGCGGUUUAGUGGUCAGGUUGAAAGAGUAACCUGGAAUCAUUUCUCACCUUGCAAUUUCUUAGCAAGCACAGAGGACGGCUUUGUGUACUGUCUGGAUGCUCGGUCUGAUAAGCCACUGUUUACGCUGAAAGCUCACAAUGAAGAGGUGUCAGGGCUACAACUAAGCAGUCAGAUCAAAGGGUGCCUUGUGACAUCAUCUGCUGACAAAUACGUGAAGAUUUGGGAUAUCCUGGGAGACAGACCAAGUUUAAUCCACUCCAAGAAUAUGAAAAUGGGUGUUGUAUUAUGUGCAGCUUGCUGCCCUGACUUCCCGUUUGUUUUUGCCUUUGGAGGGGAGCGACAAGGGCUGCGCGUUUGGGAUAUAAGCAAGAUUGCUGCAGUGAAUGAAGUUUUUGGAAACAGAGAGAGACUUGUUCCGGCCUGUGCCAGCUCUGUGGCUUGCAGCUCUGUGGCCAGCAGUAGCAGCAAUGAUUCAGAGACAGCGAUGGAAUCGUGAUGGACCAAACGUCACAACAUCAAAGUAAUUAAUGGGACAUUCCACAAAUCCCCCUGUUCGCUGAGAGUUCGUAGAAACAGCUCCAGUGUCUUGCAAUCUGCAGGGUUCUUCAUCUCUGACAAAGAAACACGGUGAUGUGGUUAAGCUCUAAGUCAGCAGUUCUAAGUUCCUGCCUCUGUUACCAGCUUUGAAAGAUUAAAUCGCUUGCUUUUGCCUGAGAUUAUGAUCCCUGAAACAGGGGCCACUAUGUGUGAAGUUGAUACAUCAAGUGAAAUAGUCACUAGAAAAGCGUCCUGCUGCUACCAGAAGUUUGCUGGAUACUGCAAAGAAGGUAAAUGUCUUCUAAAGGCAUAAGGAAAAAUACUUCAGACAACAGUUGUGUAAUAAAUAAACAAAAGCUGAGUGAAAUGACAAGUAUAAAUAGGUAGUUUAUCCCGAAUUCAAGGCUAGAUUUAUACAGAUUUUAAAAGUUCUUCUAUGUAACUUUUUUUAAAGUCUUAAGAGCAUUCCGUGGGCAGUAGGUUAGAGUGCCUCAGUAGAAUCUGGAAAUGUACCCGUAAGGCCUCAGAUCACCAAUAUCAAACCAGAAAUAUCCCAGCUCUAUCCCAUCAGGAUCAAGGGUUUCUUUUCCCUGGUCCCGCAGCACCUGAAGCUUGUUGAUGUUGCCUUUUCUUCAAGCUCCGAAGGUAACACAUACAUAAAGAGCAUUUGAGCUGAAAUAAGGAGCUGUGGCUCAGAAGAGGGUGAGAGGCUGUCAGGUCACAAAGCGAAGGUAGGGAUCUUGCUGGUCACUGCCACCGGUGAAAGCUGUCCAUGUUACUGCUCAUGUUCUUAACUCCUCCCAGGCAUUUCUGCCUGACACCUGGAAGGCACAGGGGAACGUUUUGAGUAUCCGCCUAACCACUGACUUCAACGCUUCAUUUAUAGCGUCAGGAACCUAGUCAAGGAAUGUGACUCAAACAAUUGCCUCCCAUUUAAAAUGAACACCCGAGUGCCUUACCCCACGCCAGAAGUUAAAUGAUACCUUUACCCUCCUGUGAAAUGCUUCCCUCGCUGCGUACUGGAAGGUGUCCAUUGAAGUGCUGCUGCUGCUGCAAAAAUAAAAUGCCCUGGGGUAUUAAAGCCACUGAUAUCCAAGCAGCACUAGCGUCAGCGGGUGUAGUUGACAGCACCUUACCACUGCUUUCCAGCCCAGCUCACGGGAACUCAUUCUGGUGAAGUAAAGCAGAGACGUGGUAUCAAAACUGCAGGUGGGGAAAAGGCAGGGCUGCAGGUUCCCUUCCUGUCCCUUGGAGGUAAGCAAGUGGCUGCUGGCAAAGCCAGUAGC